Parastagonospora nodorum SN15 is the source of this 1056-nucleotide messenger RNA. RefSeq lists its product as hypothetical. The coding region runs from base 1 to 1056 and encodes 351 amino acids. NCBI's taxonomy places the organism in Eukaryota, Fungi, Ascomycota, Dothideomycetes, Pleosporales, Phaeosphaeriaceae. The transcript is spliced from 3 exons. Gene Ontology annotation, cellular component: nucleus; cytoplasm. The record is from RefSeq and is a predicted model, not a curated record. Gene Ontology annotation, molecular function: heat shock protein binding.
AUGGCGCGAACCAGUCGAGCAAAUCGAAGGGAGCGUGAGGAAGAAGAGGAAAUUCAUGAGGAGCCAUUCGUCAACGAUGACGAAGAGGACGACAUCGGUGAAGAAGAAGGACCACCAUCUAUCGACCCAUAUGAGGAGCUUGGCUUGGAGACUGAGGCAACAGCCGACGACGUGAAGAAGGCAUACCGAAAGCUCGCGCUCAUACACCAUCCUGACAAGGCUGCCCCAGCCGAUAAAGAUGCCGCCAACAAGAAGUUCCAGGAGAUCGCCUUCGCAUACGCUGUUCUCUCUGACGAUCGCCGACGCAAGCGAUACGACCUCACUGGCAGCACUGCAGAGACGCUCGAGGAUGAUGGCGAUUUCAACUGGCUGAACAUUCUACCGCGAGCAGGCAGUGAAGAAGAGCGCAGAGAUCUGAUCAAGGCGUACAAGAAAUGCAAGGGAAACUUGAACCGCAUGUACGAGCUCGUCAUGCUGUCCGACAUACUGGAGGACGAUGAUCGCUUCCGACAGAUCUUGGACGAAGAGAUCGCCAAUGGAAACAUUGAUGCACUUCCAGCGUAUGAACGAGAGACCGAUGAAACUCGGCAGACGGCCAAGGACGCGGAGAAGAAGAGGCGCGAAGACUACGACAAGCGUGAGGCCAGCAAGAACGAGCCUCAGACUGUGAAGGGCAAGGCCAACGGUAAAGCCAAGCCGAAAAGCAAGAAGGGCGGUGCAGACGACAUGGCAGGUCUCGCAGCUCUCAUUCAGCAACGUCAAAAGGCCAGGGCGGGCAACUUCUUUGAUGCUCUUGAAGACAAGUAUGCGCCCAAGUCGCGCGGUAGCAAGCGAUCCACACCCAUGGAUGAGCCACCGGAGGAGCUGUUCGAGGCCAACCGUGCGAAGAAGCCUAAGCGGGGCGCUCGAACCAAGAAGGUCAAGGAAGAAGAUGAGGACGAUGACAUGGAGAUGGGUGAAGAGGACAUUGGCGAGUCUGAAGAGGAGGAGGCACCGCGAAAGUCAAAGGCUCGAGGCAAGGCAAAGGGUCGAGGUCGCGCAAGUGCAAAGGCCUGA